Molecule: messenger RNA, 231 nt
Organism: Nicotiana tabacum (common tobacco)
Lineage: Eukaryota; Viridiplantae; Streptophyta; Magnoliopsida; Solanales; Solanaceae
Source: RefSeq, a predicted model, not a curated record
AUGGCACUGAAGUACAUUGUUGGUUCUGUGGUUGCAUCCUUUGCUUUUGCAUACGUUUGUGACACUGCUACUUCUGACCAUAAGUUGUUUGGAGGUACUACUCCAAAGACCGUUGCUACCGAUGAAUGGUGGAAAGAGACGGACAAAAAAUUCCAGGCGUGGCCUUUAACUGCUGGUCCUCCCGUGGUUAUGAACCCCAUCAGACGCCAAAAUUAUAUUGUCAAGUCUUGA